Molecule: messenger RNA, 516 nt
Organism: Solanum dulcamara
Lineage: Eukaryota; Viridiplantae; Streptophyta; Magnoliopsida; Solanales; Solanaceae
Product: transcription factor PAR1-like
Exons: 1
Coding region: 92-445 (117 amino acids)
Biological process (GO): regulation of DNA-templated transcription
Source: RefSeq, a predicted model, not a curated record
UCUAUAACAACAAUAAUUUAACAGUCGUCCACCACUUUCACCUUAUAACCAUUCUCCUCUUCCUCUUCUCUUCCUCCCCCUAAAGAAUUCCAUGGAGAGCAGUUGUAACAGUGAAGAAUCAAGGGCAAUAGUAGCCACAUUUUCAAGAAAAGAUAAGAGGAUGACUCAAAAAGUGUCUAAAAGGCAAAAAAGGAUGAGAGAAAGUGGCUAUAUUGUUAAUAAUAAUGAGAAAAAUGAAGAAGAAGAAGAAGAUAAGGAAGAGGUGGAAGAGAAGAUCUUGGCAUUGCAAAAAAUAGUACCAGGAGGAGAAACACUUGGGGUUGAUAUGCUAUUUGAAGAAACUGCUGGCUAUAUUUUGCAAUUGCAAUGUCAAGUUAAAGCACUUAAAGUGCUUGCUAGUUUUGUUGAAGGGACUGAGAAAGAAAAGAUGAAGCUUGGAGGUUAAAAAUGUAAUUUUCUUUUUAAUUUUUGUUUUGGUACAUUUUGGUUAGUAAUCAAAGACCAAGUUAGCGUCUU